Molecule: messenger RNA, 1667 nt
Organism: Lipotes vexillifer (Yangtze River dolphin)
Lineage: Eukaryota; Metazoa; Chordata; Mammalia; Artiodactyla; Lipotidae
Gene: SLC25A3
Product: solute carrier family 25 member 3
Exons: 8
Coding region: 119-1207 (362 amino acids)
Biological process (GO): mitochondrial phosphate ion transmembrane transport
Cellular component (GO): mitochondrial inner membrane
Molecular function (GO): phosphate transmembrane transporter activity
Source: RefSeq, a predicted model, not a curated record
GUGUGCGUCGCGCUGACGACACGCGAAAGGCACAGAUCUAAAGACCCGGAGGACGUUCGGCCUCUGUGAGCCCCAGCCUUUCCGAGCGCGGUGGUGUGUUCGCCAUCUUAGGGAGAAGAUGUUCUCGUCCGUGGCGCACUUGGCGCGGGCGAACCCCUUCAACGCACCCCACCUGCAGCUGGUGCAAGAUGGUCUCGCGGGCCCCCGCAGCAACCCCGCCGGGCCCCCGGGCCCACCCCGCCGCUCCCGCAAACUGGCAGCCGCCGCUGUGGAAGAGCAGUAUAGCUGUGACUAUGGAUCUGGCAGAUUCUUUCUCCUCUGUGGACUUGGAGGAAUUAUUAGUUGUGGCACAACACAUACAGCAUUGGUUCCUCUAGAUCUGGUUAAAUGCAGAAUGCAGGUGGACCCACAAAAGUACAAGGGCAUAUUUAAUGGAUUCUCAAUUACACUUAAAGAAGAUGGUGUUCGUGGUUUGGCCAAAGGAUGGGCUCCGACUUUCAUUGGCUACUCUAUGCAGGGGCUCUGCAAAUUUGGCUUUUAUGAAGUCUUCAAAGUUUUGUAUAGCAACAUGCUUGGAGAGGAGAAUGCGUAUCUCUGGCGCACAUCACUAUAUUUGGCUGCCUCUGCCAGUGCUGAAUUCUUUGCUGACAUUGCUCUGGCUCCUAUGGAAGCUGCUAAGGUUCGAAUUCAGACCCAACCAGGAUAUGCUAACACUUUGAGGGAUGCAGCUCCCAAAAUGUAUAAGGAAGAAGGCUUAAAGGCAUUCUACAAGGGGGUUGCUCCUCUCUGGAUGAGGCAGAUACCAUACACCAUGAUGAAGUUCGCCUGCUUUGAACGUACUGUUGAAGCAUUGUACAAGUUUGUGGUUCCCAAGCCCCGAAGUGAAUGUUCAAAGCCAGAGCAGCUGGUUGUCACAUUUGUGGCAGGUUACAUAGCUGGAGUCUUCUGUGCCAUUGUUUCUCACCCUGCUGAUUCUGUGGUGUCUGUGUUGAAUAAAGAGAAGGGUAGCAGUGCGUCUCUGGUCCUCCAGAGACUUGGAUUUAGAGGUGUAUGGAAGGGACUCUUUGCCCGUAUCAUCAUGAUUGGCACUCUGACUGCACUGCAGUGGUUCAUCUAUGACUCUGUGAAGGUCUACUUCAGGCUCCCUCGCCCUCCUCCACCUGAGAUGCCAGAAUCUCUGAAGAAGAAGCUUGGGUACACUGAGUAGAUGAAAGCAGAUGUGGACUGAAUCUGCUUGUUGAUCAGUGUUGAGGAAAAUGCAGAAGGAACUUUUAUAUAUUUGACAGUGUAGGAAAUUGUCUAUUCCUAAUAUAAUUACUGUAGUACUCUUGCCAGAAGCAAGAGUUUCAAACUUACUGUUGAAAUAAACCCAACUGUUCAUGGUUUGUCUGUGACUUGAUAAUUAUUUUUAAAACUAGUUUUUAAAGAAUUAACCCUAAAAUGGAAAGAAUUAUGCAUACAUUAGAACCUCAAGGAAAAAAGCUCACUGUUGGUUGAAUACUAUGAUCCCUACUCAUAAAUUGUCAUAUGUUUCAGGAUUUGUCACUCGAGAGUUCUUACGUUUUUAGGAACCAUGCCCUAAAUUUUUAAAAACAAUUUAAUUGUUCAGUUUGAAUAUGGAUAAAUAUUCAUUUGUGGUUUAUUUUGCAAGUACAUUUCCGUAUAUA